Messenger RNA from Coccinella septempunctata (seven-spotted ladybird), 2370 nucleotides. RefSeq lists its product as uncharacterized. NCBI's taxonomy places the organism in Eukaryota, Metazoa, Arthropoda, Insecta, Coleoptera, Coccinellidae. The record is from RefSeq and is a predicted model, not a curated record. Bases 102 to 2315 code for a protein of 737 amino acids. The transcript is spliced from 13 exons.
CAUUCUGACAUUUUGUUUUAUUUUUUGGAAAGCGAUUAUUUUUCCUCUUCGAAAAAGGUUUUUGUACACUUCAUCACUUCAUCUUAGUUCAGGAGAUAGCCAUGGCUAAAAGUGCAACACUUUUAAAUCUACUUCAGCUCACCGAUGCAGCCCUUAUAGGACCUGAUCUGGGAACUGUCAAUUUUCGACUGCUACACACUGUUCUCCAAGUUAUAAUCAAUCAGGUGGGAAUCGGUGGUGUUAAAGUAGAAUUUAGUGGAAGCGAAAGCGAGUUGAUUCAGAAAAUGAUUGAUCCCCAAUCACAAGGAGGCAUCAAGGCCACUCAGUACCAAAUUGCGAACGACGCAGGAAAGCAGUCGCAAAUGACAGACGGAGGUAACGUGGUAAUAGUGGCCACCAACGGAGACAACGAGAUGACUCCAUCCUUCACUGUCGCAGUGACCACGGAGGCCUUCGCCAAGUUGACGGGUGACGUUUCCGACCUUAAGGAGAAGUACAAGGAACUGACGCAGAUGUCCAACAAUUCCGAAUUGGUGAAGGCAGUUCGGACGAGCGUCACCGGCGGCGAGUCGGGGCCUAUCGUCGAUAUGUACCAGCUUCUGUCGUUGACCAAGAGGGUGGAGGCAGCAGAGAUGGGCAUGGCCAAGAUGGCUUCCAUGAUCGAAGAUUUGGCGAGGGAGAGCGGCGGUGGUGAGAGUGGAGGAGGUGGCGGUGGUGCUGCAACGAAAGUGAUCCAAGACGCCGCCAAGCUCAGGAGUUCCAUAGACAACGGCCAGGGUCCCGUGCAAGAUCAGGUGAAGGAGAUCGAGAGGAGACUGUCCGAGCUGGAGAAAAAACUGGCGGGGGGAAAUUUCCUGGGUACGCACCUGCCCAAGAUGUCCGAGCCAGGAGGUCCCGUGGUCGGCGAGGACUUCUCCAAGACCGACCUCUCGAAACUGAACGUGGAAGACGCCUUGGUUCUCAUCCAACGAGAGUUCAAGAACGUCAGGAACCUCAUCCAGGCCCUGGACGUGCCCGGUCUACAGAAGAAGAUCGAGGACGUGAAGGGAAAGGGAGGCGGUAAACACGGUGGUGGAGGAGGAGACAUCAGCGAGAAGAUGGCUCAGAUUGAGGUGCAUUUUCAUCAGUGCGUGGAGCAGAUAAACUCGCUGGAUACCAUGUUUCACGGCAAGAUGGAGACGGUUGGCAACCAGAUAGCGUCCAUCGAGCGAGAGCUGGGCAAGGUGUACGAAAAAGUGGCCGGCAUGACGGAGCAAGAAGGUGCGGGCUCGGACAGCCACCUGAUGGAGCUGUACAAGAGAUUCACGGAGCUGGAGAACAUCACCAACAACAUAAGCCAGACGACGGCUGAUCUAUUGGACGAGAAACAGGAGCGACUGAUGCAUUUGGCAAGCAUAAAGGAGCAGAUUGAGAUGUUGAAGACGGUGAAGGCGGAUAAGAACGAGAUAGAAGGGCAAUUGGCGGAUAAGGUGGACAUUUGCAUGAUCAACAGGAAGGUGUCUCACGAACAGUUCGACGCCACGUGUACGGAUCUAACUAAGGGUAUAGAGGAUGCGUUGGAGAAACUUACCAAACAGGAAGAACUUUGGCAACAAGCCCUCUCCGACAUACAAUCCGAAGUAGGAGCGAAACUGGACAAGAUGGAGCUUGGUCCCUUGAAAGAAUUCAUCACGAGCAAGCUGGGAGUGUUGCAGAGUAAACUGAAGGCCCUGAGCAAACUCAAGAAAGAACAAGAAGCGGCCGGUACCAAAGCAGCGCUCCUCAAGGACGUCAAGUGCAUAUCUUGCGAUCAAGACGUGGUGAUGCGCAAGCACAUGGAUCCCAGCCUGUUCCCGCAGCCCCCCGCCCUACCGCCGACCAAGACGAUGGCCCCCUAUCUCGCUUACGAGCUGGAUCAGCUGAGGAAGCAGCAGAAGAACCUGAACGCCAGCAGGAACCUGAACCACUUCGAGCAGAUCAAGAAGGGGGACGUCUGCAACCGAUACUGCGGGGGUAGUCACACGCUGACGACGCCCCAACAGAGGGUCACGAGGCUGGGGAACUUCCUGGAGCAAUGGGGCCCCGAAGUGACCACCGUGAACGAUUCUGAGAUCAAGGGGAAGGACGGAAUGAUUUACCGUGGUGAAGAUAAGGCAGAGGUGCCUGUUGUACAAGCUCCGAUCAUUGGAAAGGGCAGGCCUUCGAUGAUGGUACACGGCGACAUUUUGAGUGCUAGGCCAGGUUUCGAACUACCGGAGAAGUUGAGCGGUAAUAGAAACCGCAAGGGGUCGGACUCAGGAAGUAAAACUGCAGUUACUUUCAACAGUCCCGACUAGAUCAAAAACGCAAAUGUAUAUUGAGAGAAGCGGUUCGUAAUAAAAAUCAAUCCCU